AUGCAACCUCUAAACCCAUUCCUCAGCGCUUUCGCCAAGAGCCCUUAUCUCGCCCAGUGCUCGCCCCCUCAGCAGCACAUUCUCCUUGUCCCGACCACCGAUGUCAUCCUUGACUCCCGCGACACCGAGACGGGCGCGCCCUUGUCAGCUUCCGUAGCCUCCGACGAGUUCAUCGGGAGCCAUGUUCUGCGCAUCCUUCCGCCCAAGGGGGGGCCUGGCGCCGGAGCCAAGGAACCUGCCCAGAAUCUUCGUGAAAUGAAGGGCAAACCCAAGCUGUACAGCACCAUCAAUGGCAGGACCAUUGUCAUCAAGGACAACUAUGUCUACAGCAACAAGGGAUUCAGAGCCUUGGCCCAAGCCAACCUUCUUCACGACGCCCUUUGGUACCCUGAUACUCUCGAGCUCAAGCAGUUUCUGGUCUACUUCAUAUCGCGCCCGCUGGUCGGAUCAUGGGAAGAAGUCAACAUCACCCCGGCUCUAUUGCCGCCCGAUCCGAGCACCCGACCCAAACCUAUAGCAGCUGUGUCGGACGCACCCAAAAAGAAGGACAUCAGGAGCUUCCACGAACUCCUCAAUCACUUCCCCGCCAUUGCAAGGCAGAUGCAAAACGGUCUCGAGAAGCUGUUCCGCGAAUUCACCCUUGUAGUCGAACGACCGCUACCGCCACCUCCUUCCGCCACCGUCAUCCCUGACCCAGAACCCAUCAAUGGCCCCAUUACACACGCGGUUCGAAACGUACGAUCGAACAGUACGGGAAGUAUCAGCUUCACGAGGAAUCCAGACUUGACCGAGAGCAUAUACAGCCAGGAUGAUGAGGACAUCAUGAGGGUGGCAUUGGAGACCGCUGUAACAUCAGCCAUUGACCUUUUCCAAAAUGUCGAUAAGCAACAAUUGUCUCUGCUGGGCGCAACUACCGACUUGACUGGGCCGGUUGUCGAACGUAUGAUUGAACGUUAUGUGACGGAAAACGUACACUACAUGUUGUUCCCCCGCUUGACGACGCUUCGACGGCCGGAUGAUCUCGAGCUGGAGGCCAAGAUUCGACAGAUGGACAACAUUGAUAUCUCCCAGCUGGGAAUUGUUAUGGACGGUGGGUCGCGAGCAAAGCGCCAUCUCAUCUCGAGACUGGGGCGUGCGGUGGAUGAGUUCCGAAAAAUGACAAACGCUAGCUGUCCUCAGGAGAUGAUGGAAAUUCUUCUUUCGACUGCCAAGGCAGCAACGCAGCUCGCCCUACCCGAGCCUCCACAAACGUCGGGACCGGCUUCGGAGAAGCCCAUUCUGACCAUCAACGCCGAUACUCUAGUGUCUCUGCUGUUGUACGUUGUCAUCAAAGCUCAGAUCAAGCAUCUCCAGGCGCGUCUGAGCUAUAUUCGACACUUCAUCUUCAUUGAUGAUGUUGAUAGUGGCGAGAUCGGCUAUGCGCUCAGCACCUUCGAGGCUGUUUUGGCCUAUCUUGACCGUGAGUCCGGCGGGCUACGGAGAGCUAGUCGUCGGAACAGAGCCCUUUGGGACGCGGUAUCAAAAGGCGACAUGGUCGAGCUAAAGAAGAUUAUGGAACCAGAAACAUAUGCCAGCGAUGACGCUCAUUAUGCAGUUGAAUCUCGGCCCUCUUCACGCAGGGCAUCGGGAAACGACUGGAAUUUUGCAAAUGGGGGUUCAAGUCUGUCUUCAACGACCUUCUCUGUAUCCGAGCGUUUCUCUGAAGGUUCUGGUCUCAGUCAUGUAUUUCCAUUCCAGGACGGAGCAACUGACGAUAUCGAUAUCGAUCCUUUCGAGGCCGAACCAUUGCCUCUGCCAAAGAAAGUCAAAAGGGUAUCAAUGGACACUCGAAGUUUGUCAAUGUCGAGUAGCUCGGAAAUCUCGUUCAGAUCUAGGUCAGCAAGCAUCGCCACGGCAUGGACGGGUGGAGUUGAAGGCGACACUAGUAUUGAACGCCUCGCCCAGACCACAGAUGCACUUGGGGAGUCAGUACCAAUGAUGGCCAUCCAAAACGGUCGUGUUGAGGUCUUGGAGUACCUCUUGUCACUGAGCCAGUACUUUCCUGCCCAUGUCCUGCUGGAAGAUCAAAACAACGCCGGCACAACCUUGAUGAGCGCUGCUGUCCAGUUAGGUGAAGCCAAAGUCAUCAACAUGCUGCUGAACUUGUUCCUCGAGUCAACGCCGCGCGAUCAACUUGCAGAAUAUCUCGCCAUACAAGAUACAUGGGGUCGUAGUGCUGCGCAUUACCUCUUUCACGCACCCUUUCUAAUAAAGCUCAUAGGCGAAAUGCUACCCUGGCGGCAGAAGGACAAAAACGGACAAACGCCGUUAUUCGCAUUAUGUCGGUCGUAUGAUCAUGCCAACUACUCUAUCAUGGUGGAGGAAGGCCUUGAUUUUGCUACGAGAACUCAGGGUGAUGGUCAACCUCUGCAUCUGGAUGAUCAUGUUGAUGCCAAGGGCAACACCCUUCUCCAUAUCAUCAACGACCCGAAGCUGGCUUUACGAAUCCUGCAACAUUGCGAUGUUGACGUCAAUGCAACAAACGAAAAGAGGUUUACCCCCUUGAUGUUGGCCAGCAAGUAUGGACGUUUUGAUAUGGUGCGGGUACUCUUCGGAGAUCCUCGCGUCGAUGUUGCGGCCAGGGAGCUUCGAGGCUUGACAGCCGUAGAACUGGCCAAAGAUGACGAAGUCCGCAACAAGAUCGACGACCUCACCUUGUUCUCGCUCAUACCAGGCUCCGACUCGCGCACAACGGGUGUGGUACGAUCCUACUUCGUGGAGGAUACGUCCAUCCGCUUUGUCUUGAAGUCGGGGGCACCGGUCGAUCGGUAUAGCUAUGCCGUGACGACGUGCCGUCGAUCUUUGACAGAUUUUGAGCACCUUGUUAAGUUGCUAGAGAUAGAGAACCCUUCAUCAUGGAUACCGUCUCUGUCGGAUGUGCGGUCGCCGACACAGAUUCUCUCCAGACCAAGCCGAGCGGUGCUCAAGGAUCUCCAGAUUCGGAUGGAUUGGUUCUUGCGGGUGCUCCUGGCGCAUCCUACGUUUGCUACUCACGAGAUGCUUUGGGAGUUCUUCCUGGUGCCUGACUUGCAGCUUGACAUGAUGGCCGAACGGAGUAGGCUCAAAGCGGAAGCGCUAACGGAGAAAAUCCACGACGAGAUGGAGCCUGUCAUAGACCUAAGGGAGGUUGAGCAGUUUGUCGACCACGCUCGUGAUAUCGUCAGGAGCGUGCACUUUUCUACGAGGAGCGUGGCCCGGAGGGCGAACGUGGUUGGGAAUGUUGCCAUGGAUCUCUACGACGCCUCCCAACUCCUCCACCGCGCUCUCACCACCUUCCCCUUCCUCCCGCCCUCCCACCUAACCGCCAUGGAACUCUACGUCCGCGCCCUCGCCCCGCCCCAAAACUCGCCAACAAACCUCUUCUUCAACGCCUUCCUGACCCUCUACUCCAACGUCGAAGCCAUCCUCCGCGCCCUCGCCAAACCGCCGCGAACCAUCGCUAAGAUCGUCUCCAUUCGCCGCGAGGCCGAGCGCAACUACAACUCGCUCAACCGGUCGUCGCGUUGGCCGCUCGGUCUCCUGGACGAGACAAGACAGCGGAUGAACGAGGAGAGAGAGGAAAAGGCCAAGAACGCGGAGCGCGAGGCCGAGAUGCUCGGAAGAGAGCUAAGGUACGCGCAGCAGACGGUGGCGGGCGAGCUGGCGGGGUGGAGGGAUAUGCAUGAGAAGAUGGGACGAAGGGCGAUUAGGGAGUUGGCGAGGGGGAUGCUGACAUUGGAGAGGGGGAGGAUGGAGGGGCUGAAGAGGGCGUUGAGGAAGGUGAAGGGGGUUGACGCGGGGGAUUUGUCGGGUUUAAGGGAGAGUGUUGUUGUUGUUGAUGGGAAUGGUGUUGCUGGGGGGAGUAGUAGUGGUGGUCACGGUGGGAACAAUGGAUACGGAAAUGGGAAUGGAAAUGGAAACGGGAGAGGUGUACCCGGUAAAGGAGUUCCUGUCGGUGUUGGAAAAGCCCCGGCGACGAUAGCUGCCAGUACGGUGGUUGCGACGGGGAGACCGGUCGAUGGGGACGAGAGCUUGAUUCUUUCUGGUGUAAACGGCGGGACUGGGACACAAUCAGACGCUGCCGGAGGUCCUUCUACUUCUACCUUAGCACCUUAG
Neurospora tetraspora is the source of this 4134-nucleotide messenger RNA. RefSeq lists its product as uncharacterized. Gene Ontology annotation, cellular component: plasma membrane; tubular endosome; early endosome. The record is from RefSeq and is a predicted model, not a curated record. The coding region runs from base 1 to 4134 and encodes 1377 amino acids. Lineage: Eukaryota; Fungi; Ascomycota; Sordariomycetes; Sordariales; Sordariaceae. The transcript is spliced from 3 exons. Gene Ontology annotation, molecular function: guanyl-nucleotide exchange factor activity; SNARE binding; phosphatidylinositol binding. Gene Ontology annotation, biological process: early endosome to late endosome transport.